This is a messenger RNA of Chaetomium globosum CBS 148.51, 945 nucleotides long. RefSeq lists its product as uncharacterized. The record is from RefSeq and is a predicted model, not a curated record. The coding region runs from base 1 to 945 and encodes 314 amino acids. Gene Ontology annotation, molecular function: protein binding. Lineage: Eukaryota; Fungi; Ascomycota; Sordariomycetes; Sordariales; Chaetomiaceae. The transcript has 2 exons.
AUGGCUGAGGUUUCGCAUGCACGGAAAAUGGCCUCAAAUCCCACCGCUGAUGGAGAAGAAAAGUCAUUCCGCGUGGCCGAGAUAGCCGGCAAGGGCAUUGGACUCAUUGCCACCCGCCCCAUUAAAAGGGGGGUGAUGGUCAUGGUCCGGCAGCCUUCACUUUUGGUUCAAGUGGCAGCUCAAGCCCGGACAGAUGUGCAUCUGCGAAACCGAAUCUACGCCACCGUGUUGGAGAAACUCGGGGUCCAAACACGUGGGCAGCUGUUGGGAAUGGUGGGCCGUGAUCUGGGCGACAAAAUUGACAAAAACUGUUUUCGUCUCAGGGCAAGCGGGGAGAAGGCUGGUGGUGAUGGCGGUAACGAUUACAUAGCAUGUUACCCGGAAGUGGCCAUGCUGAACCACGAUUGUAGGCCGAGUCUCAGUUACACCAUCGAUGGCGCGACAAUGACCGUAUCAUCGGUUCGGGACAUCGAUGUGGGCGAGGAGCUGAGCGACAGCUACAUUGGCUUGCUCUCGACGAGGGCCCAGAGGCUUUCGGAGCUCAGACAUUGGGGCUUCAACUGCUCUUGUGCACACUGCAGUAUGAGCGGCAAAGAGGCUGCCAAAUCUGAUGCUCGGCUGCGAGCAAUCACAGGUCUAGAAGCCGACCUGGACAAUUACCGAAAGACGCUGGUGAUGCCCGAGACUGGUCUGGAGCUGAUCGACUUGUAUCUGCGAGAGCGGCUUGAUAUUUAUAUGGACAGAGCCUAUAUGCAAGCUGCCCUGAACUUCGCCGCAUUCGGGAUGGAAGAAGAAGCAAGGCGCUAUGCAACGCUGGCAGUAGAGGCAAUCGAGGCGAAAUCUGCAGCUGGCGGUCAUAGUGCGGAUUGGCACUCGAUGCGACAUCUGUCGAGGAACCCGAGCUCGCACUGGAUCUGGGGAUAUCGAAAGGGGGAUGGCCACUAG